AUGGAUUUUGCUAUUUCCUCGAGGAUGCCAGUGGCUUCUUCUCUUCCUGCAACAAUGAAGUUGAGGAUGAGAUCCCAAAUUCAAUCUAUCCCCUCAGUGUUGGAGAGGCCAUCAAUGCUUGAGCUAAACAAUGAUGGAAUCCCGUUUGAAGCCCAAAUCAAGAAGCAGAAGACUCUCUUCAUAUUGGGCGCAUCAGCCACUGGAAAAACAAAACUCUCCAUCGAUCUGGCCACUCAUAUCCCAGCUGAAAUUAUCAAUUCUGAUAAAAUUCAAGUUUACAAGGGCCUGGACAUUGUAACCAACAAGGUUGCUGAAGCUGAACGUAAAGGUAUCCCUCACCACUUGCUAGGGUUUAUGGAUCCUGAGGCAGAUUUUAGUGCGCAAGACUUCUGCACCCAUGUUCACAUGGCUAUGGCUCGUAUCAUUGACAAUGAAAACAUCCCCAUCAUAGUGGGUGGGUCCAACAACUACAUCAGGACGCUUGUAGAGGAUCCACGUGCCAAUUUUAAAGCCAAUUUUGAUAGUUGCUUUCUAUGGAUUGAUGUUGCUUUGCCUGUUUUGUACGAGCGUGUAGCGAAACGGGUUGAUGAGAUGGUGGAAGCUGGUCUGGUUGAGGAGGUUCGAGCGAUGGUUGCACCUGGGGCUGACUAUACUCGUGGGGUAUGGCGAGCUAUUGGAGUUCCAGAGAUGGACGAUUAUCUUCAUGCAGAGAAGGUGAUGGCUGAUGAGAAGACGAAAAAAUUUUUGCUUGAGGCUGCUAUUGAAAGGAUUAAAGAAAAUACAUGUAAACUAGUGGAUUCCCAGCUAUGGAAGAUAAACCAGAUGAUUCAUGAACUUGGGUGGAAAUUGCAUAGGAUUGAUGCUACUAGUGUGCUGGAAACAAGUGGAGAAGAGGCAGUAGAGGCAUGGGAGAAGGUGGUGUUGGAACCUAGCUUGGCAAUAGUCGGGGAUUUUCUUGAGGGUCGGGAAUAA
Hevea brasiliensis (rubber tree) is the source of this 972-nucleotide messenger RNA. RefSeq names its product adenylate isopentenyltransferase 5, chloroplastic-like. Gene Ontology annotation, biological process: cytokinin biosynthetic process; tRNA modification. The transcript has 3 exons. Gene Ontology annotation, molecular function: tRNA dimethylallyltransferase activity. Bases 1 to 972 code for a protein of 323 amino acids. The record is from RefSeq and is a predicted model, not a curated record. NCBI's taxonomy places the organism in Eukaryota, Viridiplantae, Streptophyta, Magnoliopsida, Malpighiales, Euphorbiaceae. Gene Ontology annotation, cellular component: mitochondrion.